UCGUCACUUCGCUCACUCAUGCUCGUCAAGCUCGGCUUGUGCCGCCGGUCUGGUCCAACGCGAAGCUCCCGCAAGCUGCAGUCUACAGCCAUCCAUCGGGCCCAGUCUUGUAGUCUAUACAGCUGUGUGAACUUAUCCCAUCUCUUCAUUUGUGUCUCUUAGCCCAUCGCCUUCGACUCCGUACCAAACCUUCGUCACCACAUAAUCAACAUCCACAAUGGCCAGCGGUUACGAUCGAGCUCUGUCUGUCUUCAGUCCUGAUGGACACGUCUUCCAGGUCGAAUAUGCCCUCGAAGCCGUCAAGCGCGGAACUUGCGCCGUCGGUGUCAAGGGCGAGAAGAUUGUCGUCUUGGGCUGUGAGAAGCGCAGUGCCAUGAAGCUCCAAGAUACACGCAUUACUCCCUCAAAGAUUGGUCUCAUCGACAACCACGUCUGCCUCGCCUUCGCCGGUCUGAACGCCGAUGCCCGUAUCCUUGUCGACAAGGCCCGUCUCGAAGCUCAGAGUCACCGUCUCACCGUCGAAGAUCCCGUUUCCAUCGAAUACAUCACAAAGCACGUCGCUCAGGUCCAACAACGCUACACUCAAUCUGGCGGUGUCCGUCCCUUCGGUAUCAGUACUCUGAUUGUUGGCUUCGACCCCAACAGCACUGAGGCUAGACUGUUCUACACCGAGCCCAGUGGUAUCUACUCUGCAUGGAAGGCAAACGCCAUCGGCCGCUCAUCCAAGACCGUACGCGAAUUCCUCGAGAGAAACCACAAGGAGGGCAUGGAUCGCGAGGAGACUAUCAAGCUUACCGUCAAGUCAUUGCUUGAGGUUGUGCAGACUGGCGCAAAGAACAUCGAGAUCGCCGUCAUGGAACCCGGCAAGCCCCUGGAAAUGCUCAAGGUCGAGGACAUUGAGAAGUACGUCGAGAGCAUCAACAGCGAAAAGCAGGACGAGGCAAACACAAGAAGAGGUCCUCGUGCAGGAGGUGCUGGAGGUGCCGGAGCACAGGGUAGCACGACAGGCCCUGUGGCAGGCACCGAAGCCGUGCUGGCUAGCAGACCAGCAGGCGACGGUAGCGCACCUACAGAGUAGACACGACUUGCAUUUGGGACUACAGCAUUGGCGUUGAACGGCAAACAGAGACCUUUAUGGCUGC
Messenger RNA from Aureobasidium subglaciale EXF-2481, 1142 nucleotides. RefSeq lists its product as uncharacterized. Bases 218 to 1078 code for a protein of 286 amino acids. NCBI's taxonomy places the organism in Eukaryota, Fungi, Ascomycota, Dothideomycetes, Dothideales, Saccotheciaceae. Gene Ontology annotation, biological process: ubiquitin-dependent protein catabolic process. Gene Ontology annotation, cellular component: proteasome core complex; proteasome core complex, alpha-subunit complex; nucleus. The transcript has 4 exons. The record is from RefSeq and is a predicted model, not a curated record.